UGACUUAGUUGUCACUCAACCAGAAAAGUAAUGAAAUUCCAAAUUCUCAAUUUGUCGAGCUGCUACUCUGCCUCUUCUUUUCUUCAUACAGUCGCAUCAUACAGUUGGUUGCAUCAUUCUCGUUUGUUGUCCACUCGAAAUCGGAUCCCUGCAUAUCCCUCCCCACGCCUCGGCUGGCUAUCUGGCUAUCUGGCUAAGAUGCACGAUUGGUCCGCGUGCGGACUAUGAGCCAGCAGCUGCAUUCACAGUUCCACUUCAACAACAAGGAAGACUACAACACCAUCCUCGACAGCAUGAGCCGGGACUUCAAUGAGCGCUGGAACAAGCAAACGCAGUCCCCGUACACCAAUCUCGAGAACUAUGUGCAGCGAGCGGUUCUCGGGAACGGCAGCUUUGGCACUGUGCUGCUGGUCAGAGAGAAGACGGGCAAGAACUACUAUGCGGCCAAGAUGAUGAGCAAGGAGGAUCUGGUGCGCCUCAAGCAGGUCAAUCACGUCCACAACGAGAAGACGGUGCUGAGUGCCGCCCGCUUUCCCUUCCUCGUCCACCUGAUCGACUCGUCCAAGGACUUUGACUACCUUUACCUCGUCCUGCCCUUCGUCAACGGCGGCGAGCUCUUCUCCUACCACCGCAAAGUGCGGAAAUUCAACGAGAAGCAGAGCCGCUUCUACGCCUCGCAGGUGGUGCUGGCCCUCGAGUACAUGCACCGCAUGAAUCUCAUGUACCGCGACCUCAAGCCCGAGAACAUCCUGCUGGACGUCAAGGGAUACAUCAAGCUCACAGACUUUGGCUUCACGAAGCGCGUGGAGGGACGCACCACCACGCUGUGUGGCACGCCCGAGUACCUUGCCCCAGAGAUCAUACAGCUGAAGCCGUACAACAAAUGCGUCGACUGGUGGGCCUUUGGUAUUCUGCUCUUUGAGUUUGUCUCCGGCCGCUCCCCCUUUGCCGCCCACAAUCGCGACGUCAUCCUGAUGUACUCGAAGAUCUGCCUGGGGGAGUAUCGGAUACCCAAUUACUUUACGGCCCACCUCAAGAACAUGGUCGAGGGGCUGAUGCAGGUGGACACGUCCAAGCGGAAACUCAACGGAGGGUGCGGCGGACAUCAAGACCCAUCCGUGGUUCCAGGGCGUCGACUGGUUCGCGGUGCUCAACCAGGAGGUGCCGCCGCCCUAUGUGCCCACCGUCUCCAGCAUCGAGGAUCUCUCGCACUUCGAUCACUUCGAGGCCAAGGCCAAGCUCAAGUCCCGGAUCAAUCGCCAUCCCGAGCUGUUCAUGGAUUUCUAGGAUCCGUUGUGGAUGUUCCUUUUGUUGUCAAAUUUUAUCAUGUUUGAGAUUCGUUUUUCCCAUUUUUUUUUCGAAUAUAAAUCAGUUCCGAUCCGGAGUCGAUUCGUCGUUCUUUUUGCCUUUUCGAAAUUCCAAAUU
Messenger RNA from Drosophila obscura, 1425 nucleotides. Its product is annotated as cAMP-dependent protein kinase catalytic subunit 2-like. The transcript is spliced from 5 exons. Gene Ontology annotation, molecular function: cAMP-dependent protein kinase activity; ATP binding. Gene Ontology annotation, cellular component: nucleus; cAMP-dependent protein kinase complex. The record is from RefSeq and is a predicted model, not a curated record. Bases 225 to 1334 code for a protein of 369 amino acids. Gene Ontology annotation, biological process: peptidyl-serine phosphorylation. Lineage: Eukaryota; Metazoa; Arthropoda; Insecta; Diptera; Drosophilidae.